Drosophila eugracilis is the source of this 1444-nucleotide messenger RNA. RefSeq lists its product as uncharacterized. The transcript has 3 exons. Gene Ontology annotation, molecular function: acyltransferase activity, transferring groups other than amino-acyl groups. Lineage: Eukaryota; Metazoa; Arthropoda; Insecta; Diptera; Drosophilidae. The record is from RefSeq and is a predicted model, not a curated record. The coding region runs from base 151 to 1032 and encodes 293 amino acids.
AAUAUAUAUUGUAAUGUUACAAACGAUAUCACAAAGUUAAAGUAUGCUUAUAUGUGAGUGUAUAACAAUCUGUUUGGCUUAUCAAAAACAAUUUGAAAACAAGAGAGAGAAUUCACAACGAAAGUGUUUAGUGUAGUGUUUCUCCCCGGCAUGGCAACAAUGGAACAGCUGACGAAAAUCACAGAUAAAGACGAUCUGAAGGAUCUCCAAAAGCUGUAUCUGAAGGAUUGGCCCACUAACUGUGUCGGCUACUUUUGGCUGGAUAAUUAUUUGAGAUGGUUACACCAAAAUCCUACUUUAAAACAUCUUAACUUCUAUACCAUAAAUAAUGAUUGGAAAAGCGACGGAUUGUUUAUAUUGGUGCAUCGCUAUCAGUUAUUUUUUAGUAACUUAAGUAAGCAGAAACCCGAACUGAAAGUAGCGCUGAAUUUGUUGGAUUGGUCGGGCGGCUUCAAGGUCAGCGCCAUCCAUGAGACCCAUCAUAAAAUCUAUAAGGAACUUGUUGCGGAUCUUGAUCUUCAGAUUGAUCGUGAAAUGAAUACCAUUAUGUAUAGUUUGACCUACCAGGAGGCUGGGAAUUUUCAAAUCAAUUGCCCCGAGGGCUACUAUCUGGAUAAAGUGCGUUUGGAACAUGCAGAUCUCAUAAACGAUCUGUGGUCAGCUCGUCAUCCCGGUUCCCUAAAACUCAUUCAAAUGCUUAUAUCUUACAAUACAAAUGUGGGAUUGUACGAUAAGGAAUCGAAUUCAUUAUGUGCCUGGUGCUUGAGACUCCAAAGCGGUUUUCUCGGAGCUUUAGAAGUACUCGAAACCCAUCAACGACGUGGUCUUGGUUUAGUAGUUGCUGCCGCCAUUUCCAAAGCUAUUGCCAUCGAUCUUCAGCAGGAUAUUACCGCCCUGGUCAACAUGAAUAAUACCGCUGCUUGCCGUGUAUUCGAAAAACUAAAUUUUAAAUUGCAACACGGCGAGCACUACCACUGGAGCAUGAUUAAGCCGAAAAGAGGUGGUCAGAUAUCUUGGCCAAACAAUGAAUAAAGUUAGACAGAAACUAGAGAUAUGGAAAUGUGUUUAAUUUUUGUUGGCUUUUUGAAAAGUGAAAGGUCAGAAACUCUUCUAAUGGAAUCCCUACUACAACAGGACUUGUUUAGGGGUGAUAAAUUUCCCUCUUUACCUAAAAGAUACGAGUUACAAAGUUGUAUAAAAUCAAUUUAAAAUGAAUUAUCUUAAAAUCAAUUCUGCGAUAUAAUAUUUAAAAUCUUAUUUAUACAUUUUUAGUCAACCAACUGAAUUUUCUCUAAGAUCUUUACGAGUUGACGAUGCUGAAAUGAUAGAUGGUUGUAGGGAUUGGAAUGAACCAGGUUCCUUACCUUUCAUUCAAUGUCAAAUUUUGUGGGCUUGUACAAGGACGAAGGCAAUGAACUCCAAACUUGGUGUAUACGAUUAUAUG